UUGAAGGAAGGAACGCGUUCUUUUCUACUUUCAGUUGAUUUUUUCCUUAAUUUCAUUUGGGUUUGCGUUCUGCAUUUUAGUUUCGUUCGGUUUUUAUCAUAUAUACAAGAAAAACAAACCAGAAAAAAAUUAUAAAUCAAAAAAACUCUAAAAAAAUUCUAAAAUUAAUUUGUGUUCAGUUCUGAUCCGGUUUUUUGUGUUCGCUUUUCUACAAAACCAACAAAAACAUCAGCAAAUACGGCGAAUACGCAUAUACAGGAAUAAAGUAAAAAUUAAAUCAACAAAUGAACUGGUAGUGUAUGACGUUGAAGAUUUCGCGUGUGAAACAAUAACUGCAUGUAGGGAUAUUUGCAUAAAAAAAGUAAAAAAAGAAGCCACGUAUACUUAAGUAACAUAUAGUAAUAACCAAAUACUAUUUACAAAGCAAAAGGGGAAUACAACUUUUUUGUAAAUUUAAAGUCUUGCUAUACCCACCUUUGCAAAUUUAUAAAAAAAAAGUAGAAGUGUGAAGCAAUGACUGUUUUUCGUGAUUAAAACAGCGCUGCACUUUUGCGUCUACAAUCGAUGUCAACUUAUAAAUCGUGAAAGGAAUUAAGAAACUAACAAACAGUAUUAUACUCGAGCCAGUGAAAACAAACAAAACUAGAACAUUUACUUUUUCAAAGACAAUCAUAGUUAAAAACUUAAAUUUUAAUAUCACAUAUUUUUGACUUAAACGUUUUUGCUAGAAAUAUUCUCACGGAAUUUCAAUCCAACAUAAUUUGUUCAAAUAUCUUUUCUUCAUUUCUGUGCUAUCUUUUUGUAUUCUGUUCGGAACGAAAACCACAAUUUUCAAAUAACUAUUUUGUGUAUCUAAAUGAUGACUACCAGCGCUAACAGUAAUAACAUGGUCGAAGGACAGCAGCAGCAAAACGGCAGCGGUGGCUCGGGAACUAGUGCUGGUAGUGGUAGCGCAACAGCUGCAGCAACAGCGGCUAAUACAAAUGUUAGCAGCAAUAACAACAAUAAUAACAAUACAAGUACUAACAACAAUAACAACAAUAUGGAAAGUGACCCAAAAACGAACUUAAUUGUUAAUUACCUGCCACAAACUAUGUCGCAAGAAGAGAUACGCUCAUUAUUUGUUAGCUUCGGCGAAGUCGAGAGCUGCAAAUUGAUAAGAGAUAAGGUGACAGGUCAAAGUCUCGGGUAUGGAUUCGUUAAUUACGUAAAACAGGAAGAUGCCGAGAAGGCAAUCAGCUCGCUCAAUGGUUUGCGUUUGCAAAAUAAAACAAUUAAAGUCUCAAUAGCCCGUCCUAGCUCAGAAUCCAUUAAGGGAGCAAACUUAUAUGUAUCUGGUCUUCCCAAAAAUAUGACGCAACCCGAUCUCGAAGUUCUAUUCAGUCCAUAUGGCAAAAUAAUUACCUCAAGAAUUUUAUGCGACAAUAUCACAGGUCUCUCGAAGGGUGUUGGUUUUAUACGUUUCGAUCAACGCCAUGAAGCUGAUCGCGCCAUUAAGGAAUUAAAUGGAACGAUACCGAAAAAUGCCACCGAUCCCAUCAUUGUGAAAUUUGCCAAUAACCCUAGUAAUAACAAGUCAUUGCAGCCCCUUGCCGCUUAUUUAACACCACAAAAUGCUCGGGCACGGGGCUUUCCAGCUGCUGCUGCGGCUGUUGGUGCAGCUGCCGCCGCUGCAGCCAUACAUCCUUCGGCAGCGAGUCGUUACAGUUCAGUGAUUUCACGCUACUCGCCAUUAGCUGGUGAUCUUUUGGCCAACACUAUGCUACCCGGUAAUCCCAUCAAUGGCUCUGGCUGGUGCAUUUUUGUUUACAAUUUGGCGCCCGAAACUGAGGAAAAUGUGUUAUGGCAGCUUUUUGGCCCAUUCGGUGCUGUACAGUCGGUAAAGGUAAUACGCGAUCUGCAGACAAAUAAAUGCAAAGGUUUCGGUUUUGUCACCAUGACCAACUAUGAGGAGGCUGUAGUCGCUAUACAAUCGCUCAAUGGCUAUACGCUGGGCAACCGUGUGCUUCAAGUCAGCUUUAAGACGAAUAAAACAAAGCAAACGUAA
Molecule: messenger RNA, 2047 nt
Organism: Anastrepha obliqua
Lineage: Eukaryota; Metazoa; Arthropoda; Insecta; Diptera; Tephritidae
Gene: Rbp9
Product: ELAV-like protein 2
Exons: 8
Coding region: 857-2047 (396 amino acids)
Cellular component (GO): ribonucleoprotein complex
Molecular function (GO): RNA binding
Source: RefSeq, a predicted model, not a curated record